UACAGAACAGAGGAAGUACAGAUGAGAUGUCAGAACAUUAAUAAAGAAGAGUGUUAGAGGAGCUGUGAGACCAAAGUUACCGGUGCAUCCAAUCCAAUGAAUGUUGCUCGAGUGAUUCUUGCUCUAGUUUUCUGCACCUUUUUCACAGCAUCUUACUUCACAAAUAAGUAUGUCCUGUCUAUCUUAAAGUUUACAUUUCCAACCAUUUUUCAGGGUUGGCAGACCUCCACUGGGGCUCUCUUGCUACUGGUUACAUGGAAACUGGGUUGGGUUGAAAUCAAUGGCUUUUCCAGAUCUGCAGCUUUUUCCCAGCUUCCUGGGUCCUUCUUAUUUAUUGGUAACAUUUAUGCAGGGUCCAAAGCACUGUCACUUUUGCCCAUUCCUUUUUUCUUCGUGUUACAAAAUGUCUCAGAAGUCUUUGCUUUUCUCAUCGGAACAGCAACUCACAGAGAGAAACCACCAUGGAUGAAAUUAAUAAGUGUGUGUAUGUUGUUGGGAUCUGCCAGCAGCCUUAUGCUAUACAAUCCACGGUUUGGUCCCAGUGGCUACACAUGGGCGUCCAUCCAUCUGUUCUGUGUUGGUGCAUAUAAAGUAUUCCAGAAGAACACAAAGACAAACCUUCUGAGUGAUCUUGAAGAGCAGUUCAUCAAUUACAUGACCAGCGCAUUGUUACUUGCCUCUCUUGCAUACUCGACAGGUGAUCUGUCCGGUGCCUUAGAUUUCCCUCUGCUGACUUCAUACAGGUUCCAUACUGGCUGCUUGGGCAGCGCUAUAUUCAGCUUUUGUCUGAUGUUGGCAACCGUGAAAUUGAAGGGCAGUCUGUCUCAGGAGCACUGUGGCAUCUGGUUCUUCCUGGCUAAGAUACUGGCGUCAGGUCUUUCCCUUUCACUUUCCGCAUUCAACUCUGUGCUCAGCCCCGUGACUCUGUGCUGCAUCAUCCUGAACUAUGCUGGGGAGGCCUUGUUUGUGUAUUCAGACAGAUUUCAAUAAGUGUGUUGAAGAAUAUGGCCAGUGCCUUUGAAGAUUUUCCAAAUAAGUCACUCCAACUCUUUAUAGGGGCUUUAUAAAUUGACCAAAGCCAAUUGCCUCAAUGAGAUUAUUUUCACCUUGCUACACCCAAAACUCUUUUCAUGUGUUUACCAUUUACCGUAAUUCUUUUAGCCCUACAUUUUAAUAUGGCCAGUUUAUUGUAGUCAGUAUUGUAUAGUAACAGAUUUUCUGUUUUGCACUUAUUACGCAUUUUUCACCAGCAAUAUUUGUAAUUGCUGUUAGUGUUCGACCUUUUGCACAUCAUUGUCCAGCAGUUUACUUUUGAGAGUCCUGGAUCAUAUCCUGAAUACUGUCACACCUUACAUCUCUGUAUGAGAAUCGGUAAGAUAACAUUGGUACAUAAGCCCUCUGUAACUCUCAUGUAGGUUUUAAAACAUAUUUUUACAUAAUGGCAUGAGAUGUAUGUUGCCCAUGUUUAACAUUAUUCAUAAUUAUUGCAGGUUGGUUGACGGUUAUAUUUUUUUAGGGUAUCUGGGUUUUUCAAAUAUAGAAAUAACUCCCAAAAUUGAGUCCUGCAAAAAGUACUGUGAUUAUUCUGUUUGAGCCGAUUGACAUUUGUGACCCUGGAGCACAAAACCAGUCUUAAGCCGCUGGGGUAUAUUUGUAUUAA
This is a messenger RNA of Sinocyclocheilus grahami, 1660 nucleotides long. Its product is annotated as transmembrane protein 241-like. Bases 97 to 990 code for a protein of 297 amino acids. The record is from RefSeq and is a predicted model, not a curated record. NCBI's taxonomy places the organism in Eukaryota, Metazoa, Chordata, Actinopteri, Cypriniformes, Cyprinidae. The transcript has 15 exons.